ACACGUCCAUUGCCAGGGAUCGACGUAUCAGGGUUGCAUUUGGGCCGCCCACAUGUGGAACAGGCUAUUGUAGAAACGGCACGCAUGCAAUUAAGCAGUUCACGCAACGCCAUAGGUUGUGAAAGGGAGGUUGAGCUCUCCAGGUUGUCUAUUAACAAUGAGCCACUUAUUUUUAAUGACAAUAUCGGCGCCGCGCCUGCUGAAUCAAACGGAUCACGGGAAUCUGCUAGGAGGCAAAAGCUAAUAUCUCUAUAUAGUGAUAUUUUGGACUUACUUAAGCAAAAUAGGACGAAGGCACCUCCAGUGCCUAUUCAACAAAGCAAGCAGACGAAAACUAUAUUGGUUCCCGUUCCGGCAGACAGCAAACGCAAGCCCCGAGCCAACAAGGAUUCCAGGAGACAACACGAAACAAGUAAGAGUAGAAGUAAAUCACCAGACGAUGUAAUGUCUACGGACACCUUGCCUAUGGCGCCAUCUGCAGCACCUCUAUCAGAAACUAAAGAAGCUGCUGCGACACCGUUGGCACAUGAAAAAACGUCGAUAACUGCAGGCGGAGUAGAGUAUAAUAACAAGUUGCCUUCAAAUCCGUCAGUCGGCAAAGAGGAAGGAUUAGCAGCCUCAGAAGCAGAAAACCUAGAUACAGUUGUUGCGCCAUCGACAUUUGAAAAUCAAGAUGAAGCGUUCAGCGACAAUCUACUUUCAUCGGCUCCUCAAUCAGACGCAGAAGAUUCACAUACAUUAUCGGAUAUUGGUGAACGCAACCAUGAACUUGAUAUCUCCGAUGAUGUUAUGGAAGAACAACCAUCUAUUCGAAAUGAGUCACUACAAAGCAGUGAUACUAUACCAUUGUCUGAACCAGAGGUCCCUCCUAGUGAUUCAACGCCAUUAUCGCCAGACUCAAUAUCAAGUGUUCUUGAGCAAAAUAUCGCAAUUCGUAUUUCUUCAUCAAUCAAUGACGUUUCACCCAGCAGAGUUUCGGAUUCCGAUUUUAGCGACCGAUCGUGCCAAGAUGUUACCUCGUUACAUGAAAAUGAAUCAACCGUUUCUUCACAUAGUCCGCCGGAUGCAGAACUGGAUGAUAACAAACUAGCACCCGAUGCAAUGUCGUGGUCGGAUAGCAUAUCAAGUGAAACAAGUUUGACUCCGGAUGACAAGGAGGCAUUUAGCCCUAUAGUCUCGCAUGAAGAUGAUGCUCCAGUGGCACAACCUGUAACGUCUGUCGCCACAAAUGUGGAUGAAAGUGAAACGGAUAUGAUAGUAAAUGACGAUGUUGAGCCUCCGCUAUCGUUAGGCACAAACGUAGUUUCCGUAGAACAUUCUAUUCAUUCUACAUCAAGGUCAAGCACUCAAGAUAAUGUUGAAGAGGCGAGACAUAUCUCAAAGCCUCCAUCAGCUAUAUCGGAUACUGAAAGCAUCAGUGGUUAUUCGGAAACUCCUUCUCUUGAGUAUGAAAACUCUACAGUCGUACUUCCUGGCGCUUCAAUUCAGCCUUUGACGGAGCAGAAACGACAGAUUCUAGAUGCUUUAAUGUUGUUGUUGGAAAGUGUCCCAAUUUUAAAGGAUCUACCAAAAGAAAGGUUACGUAGCCUACUUCCUUACUUCAAGCUGCAGUCAUAUCCGCCUAGAGCAGCUAUUAUUCUAGCUGGUGAGAAACCACGUUAUUUCUACAUUUUAGCAUCGGGAACUGUAUCUGCGUAUUCUUACGAGGGGGUGAACAAACCGAAUCGAUUGCUGCGCAAGUACCUUAAUACUGACUAUUUUGGGGAGUUAUCGCUGAUUAACAAGCAGGCCUGUACAUCUUACAUUAUUGCAGAGAGCCAUGUGACGGUGCAGACAAUGUCAGGAUCAAAUUUCUUGAAGCUUCUGAAAGACUUGCUGCCCAAAUUUAGAGAACGUGCUUUGGCUUCGUACUCUUCCAACAAAAAUGACGACACUAACGCUGAAGUUACGACUGUUAAGAAAGAUUUCCCAGAUGUGUCUCAGUUCAUAAGCGGUAUACCUAUUGUCAACGUACUUGCCAAGCAGCAGAAUGUAGCCAAACUCUUCAGAUACAGGGAACUAUCUGACGGUGAGAUCCUUGUGAAAUCCAUUCUAGAGUUACGUGAUUUGUGUGUUGUUUAUAAAGGUGCCCUCGAUGUAAAGCUACACGGAUCUAAAAAGAUUGCUGUUAUAGACCCCAAAUCAUUUAUCGGUGGUGUAGACUGUUUUGAUAGCCAAGUAGUUGAUGCCAUGGCAUCAAGUCAUUUGGUUGCUAGUGGUGACACUUUAUUGCUCAUUUUAGACGGUGAUAUAUUGAGAGAGCGAUGUAAAAAUGUACUGGAACAUGUACGUCAUUUUCUGGAGCAAUACUUCCGGGACAAAUUGCAGGAGCUUGAGCUUCUGCAGGGCGUAGACAGUUUAUCAGCGCGUUUUGAGCGUAUAACCCAUUCGGUCAAUGCAACUAUUAGUCUAACUCAGCAAAGCUCUAUAGCAGGUUCAUUUAUUAAUGACUCCUCUGAAGGUGAACUGGAUUCUGAAGAUGGAUCUCCUGUUUCUGUUAGCACCGAUACACCUUAUGUAUCCGCUUUAACUGGAUCUAAGAUGUCUUUUGUAGAGACUCCGAAUGACAGUAUUGAAACGAAAAGCAUGGAAGAUGAUAGUGAUAUUAUGUCGUCAUCUAAAGAAGCAUCUAUUCAAUCGAAUGAUAGAAGCGACGCUCCUGCUGCAGCAUCUAUUAGCGUUGCAAGCAGUAUUCAACAAAAUGAUUUGGAUUCUGAUACUAUGGUGACAACUGAAACCAGUGAUUUAGACGACAGUGAUUCGUUUACCAGCAAUACUAUAUAG
Babesia bovis T2Bo is the source of this 2823-nucleotide messenger RNA. Its product is annotated as Cyclic nucleotide-binding domain family protein. The transcript has a single exon. The record is from RefSeq and is a predicted model, not a curated record. NCBI's taxonomy places the organism in Eukaryota, Apicomplexa, Aconoidasida, Piroplasmida, Babesiidae. Bases 85 to 2823 code for a protein of 912 amino acids.